GUCUGUCACCAUGGGCGACGCCACCGUUGUUACGAGCAGUUGGAGACUGGUGGAGGUUGGACGGGUCGUUCUCUUCGCCGGCGGUCCCUACGAUGGCCGGUUAGCAGCAAUUGUCGAGAUCAUCGAUCACAAGCGCGUUCUCAUCGAUGGACCAUCAGCGAGCGCAGACAAGGUCGUUCCCCGACACUCCGCUGCCCUUGCUGGACUUUCCCUCACUCCGAUCGUCAUCCCCAAGCUCCCGCGAGCCAUCGGUAACGCUGGGCUGAAGACGAAGUGGAACGAGGCUCAGGUUGAGAAGACCUUUGCUGAGAGCGCGUGGGCGAAGACGAGGGCACGAAAGGACAAGCGAAAGACCCUCAAUGACUUCGAGAGGUACAAGGUCAUGAGACUGCAGAAGCAGAAGCGAUUCGCGGAGAAGGUUGCGCUGGCCAAGGUCCGAGCAAGUGCUUAGGUGCAGUCAGGGUGACGAGUGAUGGCGCACGAUUCUUUCUAUCUUGCAUGG
This is a messenger RNA of Eremomyces bilateralis CBS 781.70, 502 nucleotides long. RefSeq names its product 60S ribosomal protein L14. Gene Ontology annotation, cellular component: cytosolic large ribosomal subunit; ribosome. Gene Ontology annotation, biological process: ribosomal large subunit biogenesis; translation. The record is from RefSeq and is a predicted model, not a curated record. Gene Ontology annotation, molecular function: RNA binding; structural constituent of ribosome. Bases 11 to 451 code for a protein of 146 amino acids. The transcript has 3 exons. Lineage: Eukaryota; Fungi; Ascomycota; Dothideomycetes; Eremomycetales; Eremomycetaceae.